Closterium sp. Naga37s-1 is the source of this 726-nucleotide messenger RNA. The record is from the annotation of a GenBank genome assembly. Lineage: Eukaryota; Viridiplantae; Streptophyta; Zygnematophyceae; Desmidiales; Closteriaceae.
AUGCGAGUCGCUAGCCACCUACUUCUCUCUCACCGCUGGCUGCCCUACUCCCACCGAUCCCUGUGCAGCAGCCUUCCAGGCCUCUCAACCCCGAACUGGACUGCUCCAGUGGCCAGCGAGAGCGGAGAGCUGCCAGACCCUCCGCUCCUUUGCAAUGCCCCCCUCGUUCAUACAUGCCCCUUCUCCAACAGACUCCCAAGGCCAGCCUUCACUUGCAUCCCAUGUUCUUCUCUUCCCCUCACCCAUGUUUUGGUCUUCCCUUUCUGUUGUUCCCUCCCCUGCUUCAUCCUCUCGUCCUCCCGUCCACCAUCCUCCCAUCAGGGCGACACGUGUGAGUCACUAGCAGCCUACUUCUCUCUCUCCACCGGCUGUCCUUUUCAAGUUCCCACUUGUGCAGCAGCCUUCCAGGCGCUCAACCCCAGGCUGGACUGCUCCAGCAGCAGCGGGGAGCUGCCUGGCAGCCAGGCGGUGUGUGUGGAGCGGCGGGCGGAGAGUGCAGCGGCGCUGCUCAUCCCGGUGUGCUCGCAGUUCUAUCUGGUGCAGGCCGGGGAGACGUGUGACCAGAUCCGCUCCGUGCCCUCCCCGCCGCUCUCCCCUCUCGAGUUCUUCCGCCUCAACCCCGGCAUCAAGUGCAGCCGCCUCGUGCCCAAGACUGAUGUCAGUAGCAUCACAGGCUUCGAGUUUAACCAGACCCUAGCUAUGCGCUUCAAUUUCCACCUAGUGUAA